Messenger RNA from Punctularia strigosozonata HHB-11173 SS5, 1878 nucleotides. RefSeq lists its product as uncharacterized. The coding region runs from base 1 to 1878 and encodes 625 amino acids. The record is from RefSeq and is a predicted model, not a curated record. NCBI's taxonomy places the organism in Eukaryota, Fungi, Basidiomycota, Agaricomycetes, Corticiales, Punctulariaceae. The transcript has 6 exons.
AUGCCCCGCAACAUAGGUGACCCCCACGCGGAGGGCGUUAAUAUGCACCCUGUUUUCGAAAACCCGGAUCCAAACCGUGGAGAGCCCAACCGUGUCGGGCCAGCCCUCAUUGGAGACCUGCACCAGGUCAAUUCUCCAUUCCCCUGCUCCCAGGUCGCUACAGCGCGUCAGACAGUCUCCUACGCUGUUACAACGAUCAUCCUCGCAAAGUAUCGCGAGCCAUUGGGGACCGUUCUCUACUCCCCGAAUAUGCAAUAUAUUCCCCUCCACCCCCAUCCGCCCAACUUCCGCAUGAAUGCCAUGCACUUGUAUUCAAACGGCCAGUUUGGCCUGCACGACUGGGUGUUCAACCCACAAUUCUACAAAGAAGAAGAGCCCCAUGUUCCCUGGAUCCCCCUCGAUUUGUACAACCCCCCUACUGGCCUGUAUAUUGCAUCUUUGCGGACGGACCUGUAUCCGCAACAGUACUGGAGCACCGCGCCCAGCUUCUUUGCCAUCUGGGGUGCCGAGUUCCAGGAGAUGGAGCGGCACUACCACUUCGUCAAUGAUUGGGUGUUCCAGUGUGGAUGCACGUUCCCUUCAAGCAACUACCCUCGAACAUCGCUAUCUGCGAGCUGGUGUAUUCACAACGCGCCCCCGUGGAAGCAGGCCAGGAAAGUGCCAGCCUUCCGCAUGUCAUCCCUUGGACUCAAAAUGCGGGUCAUCAAGACGUUGCGUGAAAGUUUGCCCGCGCACUUCGGUUGCAACGAGGUCCAAGGUGUCAUCGUUGGGUCCGUUGUCAGCGUCAAAUCUGCCGGAUACGAGGCGCUCGAGAACACCACCAAGUCUGGGUGGGCGAGUUAUCAGUCUUUGUCAGCCGUUCGUUCGGGUUGGGGGGAGUCGCUGGAGCUGAGCGCGGGACCAUCACGUCAGUCUCCGGGACCAACAGUGGGACCUUUGCAUUUGUUGCGAGAGACCAAGGUUGCACGCAAUGCAGCCGCUGCCGGCCCACUUGACCCAGCAUCACAAUCUCGACACCGCAUCCCGCAGACGGUGAAUAAGGCUAUGCAGGUGCAGUUACAGAAGCUCGCGUUAUUCGACUUCGAGGGGGAGCAGUGGGUUCUCAGCUGUGCGCCGUUCAUCAAUGAGAUCAGGCGGAGGUACCACGACAACACAAAGAUCGUCAUCGAAGAGGUGCUUUUGCCGUCACCGCCCAUGUCUCUGAUGGACAAGCCAUCCGCUUCCGCCGCCUGGCGUCGGACAGGCUGGAUUCUCUUCUGCUGGAAAUAUAAGGAACUCAUGAGCCAUCCCCGCAUCACAAAUGACUUCACGGUGUUGUCAACCCUGCGGUUCACCCUGGGCGUCUGGUCCUCCCUCUUGGACCCGCAUUUGUGGUUGAGGUACUUCGACCCGGUCAACCCUCCAACUGUCGACCGGAAUGGGAAGGACAAGGCCGCCGUGGAAGCCACAACACUCGUCCGAAGACUUUUAAUCGCGGAGAAGAUCAAACUCCCAUCGCUCGACAGCCCGCUCUCGUACAACCUCUUCAACUUCAACUGGCCCGACCGCAAGAAGCCGCCACCCGGGCUCCUCCAAGAGGACUGGAUGGGGGUCGUAAUGUGGGACGUCCAAGCCAUGGGCUUCCACCUUGACAUGCGCACCCUCAACUUCUAUGUCUACUGGUCCAUGACCUUGACGACGACCAUGGCAAGGGACCAGCUCCGCUACGUUGACGGCCUGAUCGGCCAAAUGAACAAUUGCAACAGCAGCAUCGCGCAACAUGACCCAGCCGGUCGCAUCAAGUCUAUCCACGUCCUCGCGCAACUUAUGCACGGAUGGCAGAUCGGCAAAAAGUACGUCUUGUGGGAUGAGGCGCGCUCUAUGACAGAUCAAUAUUGA